This is a messenger RNA of Rhopalosiphum padi (bird cherry-oat aphid), 957 nucleotides long. RefSeq lists its product as uncharacterized. Lineage: Eukaryota; Metazoa; Arthropoda; Insecta; Hemiptera; Aphididae. Gene Ontology annotation, molecular function: A2-type glycerophospholipase activity; structural molecule activity. Bases 59 to 691 code for a protein of 210 amino acids. Gene Ontology annotation, biological process: arachidonate secretion; phospholipid metabolic process. The record is from RefSeq and is a predicted model, not a curated record. The transcript has a single exon.
UCAAAUCCAUUUUCUUAUAAAUACUCUAGAAUUUUCAAAUUAUAAUCAGUUAUAGAUAAUGCGUUCAACACGUAAGUGGGAAUCAGAUAAGACUGGCAAAGGUUUCGUAAAUUUCCUUAUAAAUAGUCUCCCGUUUGAAGCCCAUGUUCCAAAAUAUCAGUAUUGUGGACCUGGUACGAAAUUAAAAAAGAGGUUAGAUCGUGGCGAUAAAGGAAUAAACCCAUUGGAUACUGCAUGUCGUGAUCACGAUAUUGUGUAUGAAACUAGCAAAAAUUUAGAAGAUAGACAUAACGCUGAUAAGGUGUUAGAACUCCGUGCUUGGGAAAGAUUUAAAGCAAAAGAUACACCUAGAAAAGAGAAAAUUGUAGCGUACGCAGUAGCUAACACAAUGAAAGCUAAAAGAAAAAUAGGUAUGGGCUGUAAAGGUAAACGGGGACGUGUUAAUAAAAUAAAAAAUGGGACACGAGCUGCGAUAAAAAAAAAAAAGGUUAAGAAAAAUUAUAGAGGUAAAAGAAUGAUUCUAGCACCGGGUCAGACAGGUGGUGCAAUUCCCUUAAUACCUAUUUUCGCAGGAUUAUCAGCACUUGGUAGUUUAAUGUCUGGAAGUGCUAGUGUAUAUAAUGCAAUCCAAAAUUCAAAAAGAAAAAAAGGUAACGGAUUAAAAAAUAAAGGAUCAAGAAAAAAAAACUGAUGAAAACGUUACCUAACAGACCACUUACAUCUAGAGAUAUUAUAAAAUAUGUUACAAAGUUUAAUAUCAAUCAUUUCCGUGGCGUCUUUUCACGAGAUGACUUGCCUAAAAAACCUCAUCAGAUUGAAUGUGGUAUAUUAAACUUAGACGUAUCUUCAGGUGAUGGAAGUCAUUGGGUAGCGUUUUAUAAAAAUAAAGAUAAAGUUAUUUAUUUUGAUAGCUUCGGUGAUUUACCUCCACCAAUUGAAUUACAAAAAUACUUUAAG